This is a messenger RNA of Euleptes europaea (tarantolino), 2097 nucleotides long. RefSeq names its product zinc finger protein ZFP2-like. Lineage: Eukaryota; Metazoa; Chordata; Lepidosauria; Squamata; Sphaerodactylidae. The record is from RefSeq and is a predicted model, not a curated record. The coding region runs from base 1 to 2097 and encodes 698 amino acids. Gene Ontology annotation, biological process: negative regulation of transcription by RNA polymerase II. Gene Ontology annotation, molecular function: DNA-binding transcription repressor activity, RNA polymerase II-specific. The transcript is spliced from 9 exons.
AUGAACGCAAACAACCUCUUAGCCAGCAUCUGCCUGAAACAGCAGAAGGAAGAGAAGCGGCAGAUGCCCUCCGUCCUUUGUCUAGAUGUCCUCCCCCAAGCCUUAGGGAUGGGGGCGUCGCAGCAGCAGCAUCAUUUGCUUCUGUGGGGGCUCCGGAUGCGGCUGGAAAAGUUCUUGGACAACUUGCUUCCCGCCGAACAGCACAAAGAAAGGAGCGAUCUAUGUUUUGCAUGUGAAUGUGGGAUACGUUUGUUUGCCAUUGCUUGCAUCAUGCAGACGCCACAGGAUCACCUGCCCUGCCUGACAAGCAAAGGAGACAUCAAAAUGCAGGAAGAAAAGCAAAAUGAAGACUUCUUGAGGGAAAUAGAGGCUGAGAGGGAAAAGGCUGUCAUUGACUGGAAGGAAAUGCAUGACAUUCUGGAGGAACUGCAGCAGCUUAUGCUAGGCUGGCUGGAAGAGAUAAAGAGCUACAUUGUCCACCAACAGAAGGAGAUCGUCAGGUUUCCUAGGGAGAGCUGCCGUGUCAAGGGACUGGGAAGAGAGAAGAGACAGCAGCUCCUCUUGGAUGAGGACAGCUCUAAGUGCAGAGAUGAGAUGUUUUCCUUGAAGCCUCAGGUAGAUUUGGUGGAUCUGAAGCAGAGACUGAACGCUUUCUCUCAGAAAAGGGCUGUUUUGCAGAGGACGCUGCUGGAGUUCAAAGAGACUCUCCGGCUGGAACUGAAGCUCUAUGGAGGAGAUGGGCAAAUAAACGAGGUGGCGGAUAAAAAGCCUCACAUAGAUCAUUCCGAGCGUGAGGAACCCCAUGAGAGGCCAACAGGAAAAGCCAUGGAGAUCAUUCCCCUGCAUCCCAAAAUGCAAGAUGCUUUGGACAGCCAGUGUAGUGCAAAGAGAGAGCCAAGAAACUGCCUGAGCAACGGGGAAGAGAAUAAAUCUUGCCAAGGAAAUGACAGGGACCUUGACAGAAACAUAGCUCAGGAGAGGGCACUGGGGAACAAGAAACAGAAGAUGUGCGGAGAGUGUGGGAAAAGCUUCAGCCAGAGAUCUCGCCUCAUAAGGCAUCAAAGGAUCCACACUGGCGAGAAACCGUACAAGUGUUCGGACUGUGGGAAGAGUUUUUGCCAGCCAUCCGGCCUCAUCGUUCAUCGGCGAACCCAUACGGGCGAGAGGCCGUACCAAUGCUGUCACUGUGAGAAGAGCUUCAGCUUGAACUCUAACCUCAUUGCACAUGAGAGGACCCACACAGGUGAGAAGCCCUUCAAAUGCUCACACUGCGGGAAAGGCUUCAGUCAGCGGUCGGGCCUCCUUGCGCACGAAGGAACCCACCGGGAAGAGAAGCCGUACAAAUGCACGGACUGCGGGAAGAGCUUCUGUCGCAGCUCGGAUCUUAUCGUCCAUGUGACAACCCACACGGGGGAGAAGCCUUAUAAAUGUUCGCACUGUGGGAAGAGUUUUAGUCGGCGGCCAGACCUUAUUGUGCAUGAGAGGACCCACACAGGAGAGAAACCAUAUAAAUGUCCUGACUGUGGGAAAAGUUUUAGCCAGCGGUCAGGCCUUAUAGCCCAUGAACGAACCCAUGUACAGGAGAAACCGUGCAAAUGCAGAAUUUGCAAUAAGAGUUUUAGCCAUAGCUCUCAUCUCGCCGUACAUGAGACGACACAUGUGGAAGAGAAACCAUUUAAGUGCCUGGAUUGUGGGAAAAGCUUUGGCCGGAAGCCGGAUCUCGUAGUACACCAAAGAAACCACACUGGGGAGAAACCGUACGAAUGCUCAGAUUGUGGGAAAUCCUUUAGCCAGAGGCCAAACUUGAGUGCACACGAAAGGACCCACAUGGGGGAGAAGCUGUACCCGUGUUCGGAUUGUGGGAAGAGUUUCCGCAACAGCUCCAACCUCAGGUCCCACAAGCGGACCCAUAUUGGGGACAAACCAUACAAAUGCUCGGUCUGUGAGAAGAGUUUCAAGUGGAGCUCCAACCUCAUUGCCCACGAAAGAACCCACACGGGCGAGAAACCCUACAGGUGCUUGGACUGUGGGAAAAGCUUCAAGUGGAGCUCGGAUCUUAUCAGACACCAGAGAACCCACAUGGGGGAGAACUCUUGA